UUUCCUGCCGAAUCAAAGGAAUUUUGUUAUCAAAUGUUUACUGGUGUUUGUUUUGAUGAUAAAAAUUGUCCGAACCCGAAUUUCACAAUCGUGGUCAUGAACGUGAAAUAUUUUUUUGAAUCCUGUACUUAGUUUUCGAUAAUAUUCUUAUAUAUUAUUAAACUCCUUGUUUUUUCAUCAGUGUCAUGUGUCUAAUGUGGUGAAAUCCUUGUGAAGCCCGACGUUCCUGAAAAGAUGGCACGCAUCAUAGAUGAUCUGCUCUUCGAUGUCAGAUACCACAGAUACCAUCCAUGAGGGAUAUGCCGCUGCAGGGCUUACAACAUUUUGAAACCCUGCCUGGUAUGCUAAAUAAAUCGAAGCGCCUUUUGCUUGGCUUCUUUAUUCUGCUUAUAGUGGAUUUUGUCUGGGUGUCUUCCUCCGAACUAACCAAGCAAUUUUUUCAAGAAGAAAAUAUUGAAAACCCUUUCUUCUGUACUUAUGUGAAAACAUGUCUCCUCACUUUUUAUUUACUCGGUGCUUAUUUUUCCUCACAAUGGAGAGAGCAAUGUAAUAAAUCUCCUGAUUAUUUGCAUUUGGAUUCUGAAAUUGAGGAUGAUGGAACUCCGUUAGAUGCCCAUGCUAAUUUGAGUCCUCCCAUUUUUGUUCCAAUCAAGCAGAAUAGAACACCAACUUCUGGCACAGAAGAAAGUGAUGAUGGAAGUCAAAACAAAGCUGUCCGUUUCAGCAAAGUUGCAGAGGUACGCCACAUGUCAGAGCAUGAUGCCAAAGCUGCUUUAUUUGCAAGAUUAUCUUACCAUGCUAGUUUACGGGCAGGAGAAACCAAUAGAUACUUAUCAGAGCGAUUUAAAAUGGAGCAAUCACUUAAACUGUCCUUCGUGUUUUGUUUUUUGUGGUUUUUAGCCAAUUAUACUUAUCAAGCAGCAGUAUCAAGGAUUGGAACUCAGAUGCUAGUGAUUGUUGCGUCCUUUUCUAGUCUUUUUACCUUAAUUUUCUCACCUAUUUUUUCCUCUAAUUCCAAUGAUAGAAUUACCUUAUCAAAGACUCUAGCAACUCUAAUCUGUAUUAUUGGAUUGGGUCUAGUCAGUUUUGCCAAUGAGUCAAGCAAAGGGAGCUCUGUUUCUAGCAGCUUGGCUCAAUGUUUAGCAGUAUUCAGUGCAUUUUUUUAUUCUCUCUGUCUUGUUUUUCUCAAAAAACACAUGGAGCAAGAGGAGAGGUUAAUAAAUUUACAACUUUUCUUUGGUUUCAUUGGUCUAUAUACUGUACUGCUGCUGUGGCCAUUAUUUUUUCUCCUGCACUAUAGUGAGUGGGAAACUUUUAAGUGGCCCAGUAAACAUCAAUGGCUGUUUUUAUUUAUCAACGGCCUUGUCAGUACUAUGUUCUCCCAAGUUUUAUGGCUGUGGAGUUGUUUCCUAACGUCUCCAUUGAUAGCUGCCACUGCUAUCGCCUUGACGGUACCUUUGGAAUCAAUGAUAGACAUCUUUUUUUACAAUGUCAGUUACGCAUCAAUGUUCUACAUCGGUGCUCUCUUGAUCAUCUCCUCCUAUUUUUCCCUCUUUUUCAUGGCUCAUCUUCAAAAUAAGGAUCCUGUUCUUGAGCUUAUUUCUAAUUUUGUCUGCCUUUUCAAACGCACAAAAAUAGUAAGGAUUUCUGAAAGCGAUAUGGAGCAGAGGGAAUCUUUAAUAGGAGUUGUUGACUGUGAUACAAAUGAUGAACAUGAAGCGUAGCCGCUUGAUCUUCCUCUAGUUUCAUCAUCUACAUUUUACCAAUUCUGCACACGGCAAGAUUCUAACUUCUUUAUUCUUAGAUUAUUAAGGUGUUUUUCUUCAUUUUUCUGUACCAGAUAUUUUUUUUUAGGUAUAGACCCAAGACCAUUUUCCAUACUGAAAUUUUUGUUUACUUAUCAUAAACUGUUGCCUAUGCCUUUUCUGACUUAAUACAUUUUAACUUUUAUCUUCAGUUUAGUUGAGCUUUUAUAUAAAUGACAAGUACAUACAUGUGCAUCUCAAAAAAGAGAGAGCAUACCCAGAAAAAAUUUGAUAAUCUCUUGUUUUAAAUUACUAAGUUCAUUUCUUUUUAUUGCAGUCAAAAGUGAUUAUCUUAUGGACUGGACUGUUGAGAUAGACUAUUUCAUUCUCUCUCUUUCCCUCUCUCCUUAAUUUGUUCUAUUCUAGGAACUAAGUAAUCUCUUUUUCUUUUACACUGACUUAUACCUUUCAUCUCCAUUUUCAUUCUGGAAGGGAAAAAUCCAAAGUUAGAACCAACGCUUUUGAUGCUUAGAGCUCUGGGUUCCAAAAUUUUGUUAUUUUUUAAUAAAUCUCAUUUCUUAGACUGAAACGUAACUAAAUAAUGAUUAUUGAGGAAAAAGGUCAACAAUGGAGAAGAAUUAGUAGUAGUAGCAAUAGUAGUAGUCAGAAAGUCUCAACUAAUCAUUAAACCCGAAAGCCUUCUGAUAAAUUCCUGGUGUCCGUUCAAUGAAAAGCUUCAACCACUGAAAAGACUCUUGAGUUACCUCAGAAAACUCUGGCUUGUGAUUGGCUGAAAGCUUGAAAAAUCGGAAGACUUUUAAGCUUAGUGACAAAAUCCUGAUCUCUUAUUUUUCGUGAGGUAUGUUGCCUUGUCUUCAGUCAGAGGACUUCAAAAUCACAGGACUGUCAAAUGACAGACGUCCUGUAAAGAUGACACUGUCCCUACAUCAAAAUAUCCUAACUUGUACGCUGUCAAAAUUAAUUAUUCAUAGUUUACUUGGAUGUUGGAUAGUUUUUUUCAUGAUCUAUUCAUAAUCUUGCUUGUUAUGAAGCUCAUAUUUUUUCAAGUGGUAAGAUUAAUACGAGUACUUUGAGUGAGGAAAGAAGGCAUGAAAAAUCAGAUUUUUCGUUUGAAAUGUGAUCAAACCUCUUGAUCGAAUGCAAAGAAAAUCCUUUAGAAGAAUUUUUGCUUGAUUUUCUCCAAAGAAGUUCAAAAUUUCAAUGGAGAAUGCUCUGGGUUCAAAUGUGCUUAAAUCUCUAAUUAGGAAAUUUUCCAGGAGUGUAUUAUUAGGAUGUAACUUCUUUAAACUGCUAUGUGCAAUUUACUCUCUUUGUUUAAACAUCUACUUGGAACAAUCUGAAACGAUUUUGAUCGCAGUUUUUUUUUUCAAAGAAAAUUAAAAAUUUGCACAGUUUUGACACCCAUUAGUGUGACAUGCCGCGAUUUUUCCUUGGACUCUGCCAUAGAAAAAUUCGCCUGCUAUGUCUUGAGUCUGGAUGAGGAAGUUUUUUUUUUUAUUGCUUUUACAUUAUACCCAAUAUUAUUUUUUCCGUUGUUGUUUUUGUUAUUUUUUUAGGUUUUUUUGUUUUUCAUGUGCUCUUUCUUUUUGUUUUUUAUUUUCUUCUUAAUUUCUUUCCUUUCCUUUGACCUUUAACUGGUUUUUAAAACCACUGCUCCUCAAUUUACUCUUCAGUAAAAUUAAUUGUACCGGUGUACCCGAAGAAAUGGUUUGGGCAAGAAAAGGACUUCAUUCAAAAAACCUUAAUUUUCGUCCCCCUUAGAUUUUCUUGAUAUUUUAUAAAUGAAUUAUGUUUGAUCGAAGACAUCCUUUCCAAAAACUCUUGACCACAAGAAAAUCAGAGAAGGGGGAGAGGGAGGCAGAAAAUGGGGUGCUUUGAAUCAAGCUUUUUGACAUUUUGACCAUCUAGUCCUAGUAUCCAACUGCACUUCUUCAGGUAUGGUUUCAUGCGGAAUUUAAGCCAAAAAAAUGAGAAGUUUUGCUUGAAGCUGUAAGAACGCUAUUUUCCUGUCUUUUAUUCUUUCAAAUUUUAAAGGAGCUGAUAUCUAUGCAAUUAAAGUAGAGUAAUAAAUUAUAAUUGUAAAAUUUGACCUAAGUUCUGCACAAUGCACUUAUCAUAAAAAUCAUCUGAUGUUUCUUCAAUGUAAUUUGUGACCUCAAUUAUGUAUUUUAAGAUUUUUUUUAUCCAACUUUAUGAACCAUUAUUAAGUUGCAAGAACUUACCACGAUCUUAACCUAAAGAGAGCAGAAGGGCCAAAAACUGACGAUUCCUGGGGCAGAAUGUGAGUUGUUAUCCAAUUUCGUUCUCAUCUGUUAGUUUCAACAGACAUGUGUUAAUGAAAGAUGAAAUUAUCAUCCUCAUGAAAUGCUACAUUUCAACUUUACACACUUCUGUAAUCCGACUUUCUCUUUUGUACAAGGAAUCUUUCGGGGAAAACGAUUUUAGACAAAAAAGAAAUAAAAAAAAAACUUUUUCGUAAACUAGGGGGUUUUAUCACUCUGUUGGAUGUCAUGAUUAUUUGUUGACUUACUUCUUUGUUGUGGUCCGAUCCAUUGUUUGUUCCAACAAAGGAUCGGACCACAAAAAAGAAGUAAGUCUACAAAUAAAAAACAACCCGUUGAGGUCGGAGUCAGGGCUUUUAUUAUAGUUCAUAUCAACAGGACCCAAAACAUAACUGCUAGCCUGAUUUGGUAUAAAUUGGUGGUAAUAGUUAAGAUAGUGUUUGCAAGCAAUAGAGAAAAUCUUAGUGACCAAAUUAUUCAAAUUCGGAAAGAACAGUAUUUUUUCUAGAUAAUACACAGAAACUUGUUGUUGGAUGCUCCUUGAAAUACUAUAUUCCUUUGAUGUACUUGCUGAUUUCAUACCAUGAGUGUUGUCCACAUGGUCUUCGUUGUAUUUGAACUUAGUUCUUUUAUAUUUUUAUAGUCAGAGAUUUAUUUUUUAGUCACAUUUCACAAGGUCUACAAAGGUAUCCACAGUUACUUAAAGCCUAGUAGCUUUAAUCUGUUUUUGUAAGAUUGUAUAAUUUUUGCAAAUAUUUUUAGGGCAUUAUAUUUUAAGACAGUCUUUGAUUUUUGAAGUUCCGUACAAAAAAGAAUAGGUAGCAAAAUAACCUUCCCACCUCUAAAUUCCUAUCAUGACUCUCCAGUUUGUAUUCUGUGAUUAUAAUUUCUGUACAUCCUAGUCCCUUCCUAAGCUCUGAAAAGUAUUUUCCCAUUAGGUAGCAUUUUGUAGAACUAUUAGUCUACUAAUUUUCUCCAAUAUGUGUUGAUGGAUUGUUGUUGGAUUGUGUAAUUCUGGUUUUGCUAUCAAUAUGUAUCUAUUUGGUGUGCACCAAAAAAUAACUGUAAGCAAAGCUUUGCCCACCAAAUUAUACUUUAGUGAUUAUACUGGAAGCUUUCUUUUAAAUCGAGGCUUAUAUUUUUAUCGUUUCACUUUCAUUCUUUUCUUAAAAAAAGAAAUAAGAAAUUUUUCAUCAAUUUUUAAUCUUUUAAGACUCAAUUAAUGCAUUUAACAUUAAAAGUACCAAUUUACUAUUUCAGAAAGGGUAAAAACGCAUUAUUCCUACUUUAAAACUGAAAAUUUCAAAGUAUGAAUUAGAAUUACGAUUAUGAUUGUCCAUGAGAGAGGAACUAUUUCACAUUCUGUCGUACAUUGUACGAAGUCAUGGAGGAAUUUUCUAGGAGAGUAGGUAAUUCUUAUCAAGAUGUGUUGAAAAAUCGGUUUUUGAGUUUUUCAGUUGCACACUCCCUAGUAUCCCAAAUGAUAAGUUGCCAGCAGUCAAGUUCAAUUUUUUGCCAGCAAAGGAUGUGAAGUUCCACCAAAA
Molecule: messenger RNA, 5592 nt
Organism: Bemisia tabaci
Lineage: Eukaryota; Metazoa; Arthropoda; Insecta; Hemiptera; Aleyrodidae
Product: solute carrier family 35 member F5
Cellular component (GO): membrane
Source: RefSeq, a predicted model, not a curated record